Polyodon spathula (Mississippi paddlefish) is the source of this 1064-nucleotide messenger RNA. RefSeq names its product phospholipase A and acyltransferase 1-like (gene plaat1l). Gene Ontology annotation, biological process: N-acylphosphatidylethanolamine metabolic process. Gene Ontology annotation, cellular component: cytoplasm. Gene Ontology annotation, molecular function: A2-type glycerophospholipase activity; glycerophospholipid phospholipase A1 activity. NCBI's taxonomy places the organism in Eukaryota, Metazoa, Chordata, Actinopteri, Acipenseriformes, Polyodontidae. The transcript is spliced from 4 exons. The record is from RefSeq and is a predicted model, not a curated record. The coding region runs from base 129 to 587 and encodes 152 amino acids.
UUCUGGGCUUUUCUGCUCUGUGAAGUGUUUACUUGGCUAUUUGAGGUAGUGAUAUCCCGGUAUGAUAUCAUUCCUCACUGAACAGCUGAAGGAGAUUUAACUCAAAGGGAUCAGUAUUCUAUACCCAGAUGGGACUGAAUCAUUCUUGUCCUCAACCAUUUCCUGGAGACAUCCUUGAGUUUCCUAGGUCAAAGCAUUUUUCCCACUUUGGCAUUUAUUAUGGUGAGAAAGACGGAGUUCCCUAUGUGGCACACUUAACAGCCCGUGAUUCGGAUUCCAAGAUCGUUCUCUUUGGCAGGGCACUGAAAUCCACAGUGAAAAUAGACCCUGUUGAUGUUGUGGGUAAAAAAUACAAAAUCAGUAAUUACCUGGACGACAAGCAUCCGUACCGGGACUUCCAAACUCUUGUUAAACCCGAAAUUGACGAGGCCGUGGGGAAAUGCGUCACCUAUGACAUCCUCUUCCACAACUGCGAGCACCAAGCUACCCUGUUCCGCUACGGGUUAAAGAAAUCAGUCCAGAUUGAAAGUAUCUACGGAAAGAUAUACCCUACCUGGAAACAACUCUUUGAGAAGAAACUUUUAUAGAAGGAAAGGAAUGUUUGCAGUCAUUGCAUUUAAGUCGUGUGAGUGACGAUAUACACCCCCCCAAAAUUCAACAUGACAAAUGUGCAGUGUUUAACCCUAACCCUAACCCUACCCCACCAUGAUUCAACAUGACAAAUCUGCAGUGUUUAACCCUAACCCUACACCCCACGAUUCAACAUGACAAAUCUGCGGUGUUUAAUCCUAACCCUACCCCCCCCCCCCCAAUUCAAUAUGACAAAUCUGCACAGUGUUUAGAAUGGCCUGUCAGCAUCAAUCCUUAUGUUAAUGAAACAUUAUUUGUCCAGUCAUGGAUUCAGAAAGACUUGUCAGCCAAGCACUUGCUAUCAGCUUGCUAUGAAAGUUGUUCAGAUCUGGUGCCUUACCCAGACUGUCCCUGACUAUCAGUAACCAUCAUUUUAUCACCCGCUAGAUAAAAGCCUUGACUCCAUCUUGGAUUUAAUUUCUUUUUAAAUAUAU